This is a messenger RNA of Aureobasidium pullulans EXF-150, 2656 nucleotides long. RefSeq lists its product as uncharacterized. The transcript has 4 exons. Lineage: Eukaryota; Fungi; Ascomycota; Dothideomycetes; Dothideales; Saccotheciaceae. The coding region runs from base 241 to 2559 and encodes 772 amino acids. Gene Ontology annotation, biological process: regulation of DNA-templated transcription; DNA-templated transcription. Gene Ontology annotation, molecular function: DNA-binding transcription factor activity, RNA polymerase II-specific; zinc ion binding; DNA binding. The record is from RefSeq and is a predicted model, not a curated record.
UCUCUGUCUCUAUACAGCUCGGAUCAUCUUCAGCCGACAGAGAACGCUUUGUUCUCACCGCAGAGUAACAAUUUUUUGUCGCUUUCAGUAUCUUGUCAUUUGCAAGAGACGACCGCGAUGCAACGCGACGAGCUUCGCCGAAGAAAGCUGACGAAACAUAUUCACCGGACCUGAUAAUAAGGAAAACCAACAGACGACAAAAAAGAGAGAAGCACUGUUCAUCCAUUACACCUCAUCAGCAUGAACCCUCCUCCAGCAAAAAAGACUCGCCUCACGACGGCAUGCAAUGAGUGCAGGCGGCGAAAGGUCAAAUGUGAUGCAAACUAUCCAAAAUGCACAAAUUGCUGCAGCAGGAAUUCGGAAUGCUUUACAAGCGAUCCCAAAAGACCUGAAAUUCCCGUUGUGAGAGAGUGGGUGGACGUCCCUGAGAAGCCAACCCAGAAUCCACCUCCCGCUCCGAUGCAGAACCCACCACCAAUUGGUCCACUAUCUGAACGGGAGGGCCUCAGUCACGAAGCGCCUGAGGCCAACUAUCUUCCUCCGGCCAUUAGGCGGUCAGUGGAUUUACCUCAGCCAUCUCCACAGCCAUUGAACAACCAUACGCCUUCCAUCAAUGGCAAUUUGGGUACUCCCGUACUACCAGAAACAAAUGAUGUCUCACCUGUCCAGCAACCACACGACAUGUCCUUUAAUCUGGACUUCGUCAACAAUCGCUUCAAAAUGUUGGGCGCUAGUAGCGCACAGUGUUUGACAAAAUCGUUUGACAUAUACUUGAAAUCAUACAAUGUCGAACCAGUCUCUGCCCUCUUUCGUCAUGGUAUGCAGCAUGCUGAGGAGAUGGAAUUGCCUUUAAGCCUGGAACUGCUUCCAUUUCCCGAUUACAGCACGAGAGAGGCUUAUCUCACUGCUUACUUCACACGCUUGCACGUCUAUUACCCAAUCACCGACAUCGACGACACAAAAGCCAUCGUUCACCGAAUUGCUCCUUUGCCAGACCUCAAAUCGGUAUCAUAUACUAAGGUGCCACUCCUUGCAAUAGCAUAUCUUUUGAUGAGUCUUGGAGCUGAUGAGUUGAAUGGCGCACCUUCCGGUAUUGGCACAAGAUAUCUCAGGAUCGGUGCGGCACUCGCCGGUCAGUCUAUCAACUUCCCAUACCUGACGACAGUGCAGUGUCUAUUGUUGCUCGCCAUAUGCUACAGAGGAAGGAACAAGGACGGUCUAGCCUGGGGCGCAACUGGAACUGCUGUCAGAAUAGCUCAGUCAAUGGGACUGCAUCGACAUUCCGCAGUCAGGCCCUCAGAACAGCAUGGAAUACAACGACGAGAUCAGCAGUUGUUCCAUGCUCGCAUAUGGGCUGUAUGUUGUUGUCUCGAGAAGAUGGGACAGUUGGAGUGUGGAAGACCUUCUGCAAUUGGAGUGGUUAACACUGAUCAGAUGAUGGCAGCGGAUCAGCGUGCUCCCGGCCACGACUUUUUACAAUGGAACAUGGCUCUCGCGGAAGUUCAGCAUGACAUCUCAACACAUCUAUAUGGUCACCAGCCAGGCGAAAGAACAGCGAAGCAAAUCCUUCUCGACACCGCUAGACUGGAUAAGAAGCUUCUGCUUUGGCCCUCGCUAGUACCGGCCGAAUUACGACCAGGGAAUGACUUACUCUGCGGUGAUAAUCAGCUACACCUUGCCGCUUUCAUGUCUUUUCAGUACCACCAGUCCGUCAUUGCAGUACAUCGAGCUGCUUUGAUACAACCGAUAACAGCCUUGCAGCGGGAAAUAGACAAGCUCUUACCUGACAAUGACGCCAGAUACAGGCUGAGAGGUGGCGAGGCCAUAUGUGUCAGUAGUGCAAGAGCUGUCGCUAGAAUCACCAUCGAACUGAUGGAAAGGAAACUGGAUUCGCGUCUCUUGAGCGCAGGGCCUGCAUUGUUGGCAUGCGUGGUGCUUGCUACGUUCAUCAUCAAGAAUCCCGGAGGGAGGAUGCAGCUUUCUGAUCUGGAGUUGCUAAAAGCGGUCACUGAAUGGACAUCAGCCCAAUUCCGAAAAACCGGGAUGGACGAGCAGUUCUCAAAUGGUGCAACGAUCAUCUGCGAGCGAACAAUCGAAUGCCUUGCGCGAUGGAAAGCCGUACACAACAACAGACCUCCACAACACAGUCUCCCCAACAUUUCGCGAACAAACGCAAGUAGCUCGAGCAACGCCACAAGCUCGAAUGGAUACACCAUCAACAAUGGCAGCAAUAUCUUCCAAGCUUCCCCAAACGAUCAUCUCACCUCAAGCAGUAGCGGACAAAGUCAGCAGGCUAAUCUACGAGGCGGAUCAAAUUCAUCGCCGGCGUCGAACAUCAUGGGGAGAGAACAUUCGACUAUGCAGAUUGCCAAUAUCUUGCUUGACAAUGCAAGUCACACGACGGCGAUGGGUAGCCUGAACGACGGCUCGGAUUUGAGCACAUUGCCAUUCGAAGGCUACAAUCUUGAAGAAUUAUGGAAUUGGAUGGAUUCUGGAGGUGAUGUUGGAGGUUUCGAAGGUAUUGAUUGGGCAAACAGUACAGGUUUUGAAGAUCACUGAAUUUAGCGAUCAUCUUUGAAAGCACAUUUAUGGUUUGAUCGAAAUAUGAUUGGUAUAUCUAUGAAAACUGAGAAACAAUCUAAACAUUAACCUCAAC